AGUGACUGCUACAUAAUGAAGUGUCCAGUGAUUGCGUCCAGGCUGGGUCAAGAGAGUGUCCACUGCCGGCCCACAUUCAUUCAGCUAAUGGGCUCAGAGGCCUGGGUGGCAGCUGGAGUGACUGAGAAAAGCAGGACCCGCUCCCGGCCCUGGGGCCUGCUUUAUUUCCAACCACCUGCCUUUGAAGCCCGGAUACCCGAAUCCCAGCAUCCUUCACCAAGCGAGACCCCGUGGCUGCUGUGCAUCGGAGGGGAGCCGGUGGCUUCUCUGGGGGACACCAGCCUGAUGGGAUCAUCAACAGCACGAAUCAGCGUGGACGUCACCGCCACCACCCUCACCAUCCAGAGCCCAAGGCAAGACCCUGUCCAGAGGCAGGAGGUCAGUGGUGGGCAGCAGCCCUACCAGGCGGGGAGCCUCAAGGCGUGGCACCCUCGGGGAGGCCCUGGAGAGCAGUCUGCCGGCACUCCAGUGCCGAUUCAAAUGUCCACCUGGAGACCGGACAGAUUUAGGCAGGCAGCUUCGAAAAUUGGGCCCCAUUAUGUCAUCCCAGCCAGAGACGGAGGUCUUGUUCACAUCCCAAAGCAGAGACUGGAUCUGGUCAAAAGAGGUUCUUACUUGGAGGAAAGCCUGAGCCUAAAAUUCCUGAUCCCCCAGUUCCUUACCUUCACAGUGACCGAAAACAGGGACUUUGCGGCGGUCGGUGUCCUGGCGGCUGGGGUGAUCCAGGUCCAGCAAUGCCAGGAGGCCCAAGGAGCUCUGGGGACGCAGACUUUCUAUAGGGUGGUCCUGAGCCUGGGAUUUGCCGAGGUGGCCGCCCCCAUCCUCUGGACGGCGGAGAGCUCCUUCCAGGGUGUGGGUGAGAGUCACGGUGAGGGUGUGCCUGCCGACCCUGCCUGUGGUUCUUCCUCCCAUGACAAGGCGGCCUUGAGGGAGACGCCAAGGAGCAGGACGGGAGUUGUCUGCCUCAACUGCCAUGCUGAGGACCACUCCCCAGCAGGAGCCCCUCCAGGAGGAAUACCAUCUGCUGCCUUUUCCCAGUUCCAAACUGCAGGACCAGCUGCCUUUGGAGGCCUCGGGGAAGGGGCGCAUCCCCACGAGGCAUCAGUGGACCCAGCCAGGCACGAGGCCCCUCUCUUUCACCACCAUUCUACCAAAGGGAGUCCCACUCAGACCUCCGGCCAUGUCUCCUCUUCAAAUUCCGACCAUUCCCCAGAGAAAGCGGGGCUCCCCGAGAGCUCCCACCUGAGCGCAGCCCAGCUGUCUCGCCUGGCUCACGGCCACGCAGGGCCUUGGGACCCGGCACAAGGAGGUGGAGGGGAGGGCCCGCGGUGGUGCACACAGACCGGAGGGAAACCGAGGCACGCUUCAAAGGAGCUGGAGCCCAGGAACCAGGCUGGAGCCCAGGAGCCAGGCUUGGAGAACCAGCCUGAGUCUCAGGCCAUCUGUUACCCUAAGUGGCAGUCUAGGCCUGAGCAGAGCCCCGCCUAGCUACCAGGAAGUCCCCUCCUACUGGAAGUGUCACAGGGGGACGUGGCUGCCGACCAGCCCAUGCGGGGGCCCUGGCAGGCCAGCAAGGAGGUCCAGCCGUUGACAAAGCCCUUGGUGACCAGCCUGGCUGAAGAGGAGCUGUGUUCCCGCGGCUCCCCUGGAGAGCCCCAGGAAACAUCCUCCAGAGCGGAAGCUGGGGGGCCACCCAGGGAGGCCAGAGGGCACCUGGGCCUCUCAUUCCCAGAACCAAGUCAGGACCUGGAGGGGACUCGCCCUCCUUCUGGGGAUGGAUGCCACAGCACUGCCCCAGUGGAGCCAGCAGAGCCCACACUGGCAACCAGCCUUGAAAGGCACAGGCCUCCUGAGCUUCAGAACAUCAUGCAGGGGCUUCUGAGAGACCCCCUUGCUGGGGUGUGUCCUGGGAGCACCCCAGGGGAUGCCAAGUGUGAAACAGCGCGGACUCGAUGGAGGCGGCUGCUGGUGGUGUUCGAGACGUGUCACAUCUACCCCAACACCAGCCUGCGGCGUUUCAGCUAG
Messenger RNA from Balaenoptera ricei (Rice's whale), 2025 nucleotides. It is a transcript of the gene CIROZ, whose product is annotated as chromosome 1 C1orf127 homolog. The record is from RefSeq and is a predicted model, not a curated record. NCBI's taxonomy places the organism in Eukaryota, Metazoa, Chordata, Mammalia, Artiodactyla, Balaenopteridae. Gene Ontology annotation, biological process: heart development.